This is a messenger RNA of Scaptodrosophila lebanonensis, 2454 nucleotides long. RefSeq names its product chitooligosaccharidolytic beta-N-acetylglucosaminidase (gene Hexo2). Gene Ontology annotation, biological process: carbohydrate metabolic process; ganglioside catabolic process; glycosaminoglycan metabolic process. Gene Ontology annotation, molecular function: beta-N-acetylhexosaminidase activity. The transcript has 3 exons. Bases 351 to 2195 code for a protein of 614 amino acids. The record is from RefSeq and is a predicted model, not a curated record. Gene Ontology annotation, cellular component: membrane. NCBI's taxonomy places the organism in Eukaryota, Metazoa, Arthropoda, Insecta, Diptera, Drosophilidae.
UGAUUGCACUGUACAUACAUUAUGAGUUCUGCCUUUUCUUUGUUACAUAAAAUAAACGAUUUCACACUACCAUUUCGGUCUGCAGAGUAUUAUCUUGUCAGCUUGGCGCCCCGCGUUAAACUUUCCGCAUAAACAGCGACAGCAGAAAGCAAACGUAGAAAAAACAACAAGUGGAGCAGUCGCAGUACCUUCCUCCAUUCAUAUUCAUAGAGUUGGCCCCGCAUGUCAGGCCACUCUUUGAACUCACACACACACGCAAGCACGCACAACAAAUACACACAAACGCAUAUAUAAGCAGCCUGCGCAGGUGGCGCACUAAACAUACGAACGACAGGAAGCUUUUAGAAGAGAUGUCGCGAUGCCGUUAUGUGGAGCCGCUCUGGACGACAAAGAAGACAGCAUCCCUGCUGCUUCUGCUGCUGCUUCUCUUGCUGAGCGAGACGGCGACGUCAGCGGAUAGCGAUGAGAACAGAAUCACCAGAUGGACAUGCACUCCUACAGAUUUAUGCCUGGUAGACUCCAGCCCCAGUGCGUCGAGAAUGCAGGACCAGCAACGCUUUGAGAGUCAGCGGGACUGUCGCCUAUCCUGUGGCAAAUACGGAUCGAUUUGGCCCAUGCCCACAGGUGAUUGCAGUCUCUCGCAUGACCGCGUCCACUUCGAUCCCUGGAAGGUGCGCUUCAAUGUGGUGGCGCCUAGUGAGGCAACCACACAAUUUCUGCGCGAGACCAAUCGCCACUUUGUGAGCAAUCUGCUCAAAGAGUGCACCCGAAACUGCACACUGGAGCCCAGCAAGGAGGUGCUGGUCAAGGCGACUGUGACCACAAAUACUCUACAGCUAGACUGGCACACCGAUGAGAGCUAUAUGCUUGUGGUGCGGACCACAGCCACCGCCACCUUCGUGGACAUCAAGGCGGCAACGGUGUAUGGGGCCCGUCAUGCCUUCGAGACGCUGAGUAAUCUGGUGGCGGGCAGCGAGUCGCAUGGGCUGCUCCUGGUGAGUGGUGCGAGGGUGCACGAUCGUCCCCAAUAUCCGCAUCGGGGCAUACUGUUGGAUACUUCGAGAAAUUAUAUGCCACUGCGAUAUAUACGCAGCACCCUAGACGGCAUGGCCGCCUCCAAGAUGAACGUUCUCCACUGGCAUGUGGUGGACACGCACAGCUUCCCUCUCGAGAUCACACGGGUGCCGGAGAUGCAACGCUUCGGUGCCUACGGGCCAACGCAGAUCUACUCGCGGGCAGACACUGUAAAUCUUAUCAAAUAUGCACGACUGCGGGGCAUUCGGAUCCUCAUAGAAAUCGAUGGACCCUCACAUGCUGGCAAUGGCUGGCAAUGGGGGCCGGCGGCGGGACUCGGAAACAUGUCCGUCUGCCUCAAUAAUAAGCCCUGGCGUAAUUUCUGUGUGCAACCCCCGUGCGGUCAACUGAAUCCGGUUAACGAUCACAUGUAUGCCAUUUAUAAGGAGAUCAUGGAGGAUUUGGCAGAGGUGGGGGCACCCGAAGAAACGUUGCACGUGGGCGGAGAUGAGGUCUACUUGCCUUGCUGGAAUAAUACGGAGGAAAUAACGCGUCGCAUGCGUGAAACAGGCUAUGAUUUGAGUAAAAAAAGUUUCCUGAAGCUCUGGUCACAGUUCCAUCAGCGAAAUCUAGAGGCCUGGGAUGACAUCAAUCAGCGUCUAUAUCCCAAUAUUGUGGAGCCAAAGCCAAUGAUCGUCUGGUCUAGUUUAUUAACAGACCCCGACUACAUUGAAGAAUAUCUGCCCAAGGAGCGCUUUAUAAUACAGACCUGGGUCGGUAAAGACGACAAACUUAAUCGAGAUCUCGCCAAGCUCAAUUAUCGCCUGAUAAUAUCGACCAAGGAUGCCUGGUAUUUGGAUCAUGGUUUUUGGGGUAGCACUAAGUACUAUAAUUGGUUGAAGGCCUACAACAACCCCAUGCCGCAGGGCACCCGUCCUGGUCAGGUGCUCGGAGGGGAGGCGUGCAUGUGGAGCGAAUACGUGGACCAGAAUUCUGUGGAGGCGCGUAUUUGGCCACGUGCCGGUGCCGCCGCCGAACGCCUUUGGUCCAAUCCCAAAACCUCGGCUCUACUUGCCCAGCAGCGUUUCUUCCGCUACCGCGAUCGACUUAUCGCACGUGGCAUUCAUCCGGACGCGGUGAUUCCACGUUGGUGUGUCCUUAAUGAGGGUCAGUGCCUGUAGCAUGGCGCAAUAGAGAAUGGUAUGGGCUCUACGGCCGCGACUUUCGGAGAUCUACUAGCUGGAAGAUCAUAAAUUAUGUAAACGGUCACACUGAAGAGCAAUUGAAAAAUUCUGGCAACGCCAACUCCUGCUACAGGCAGGCGGACUGAAGAAACUCCGCAAGCCCACACCAUGUAUUGUUUUGCUAUGUAUUCAGGAUUCCUUCAAUCCAUACUUGUAUAAUGUUUUUAAGUAAACUGUUUUAUUAUUUAAAAGUGUU